Messenger RNA from Sitophilus oryzae (rice weevil), 1811 nucleotides. It is a transcript of the gene Fip1, whose product is annotated as pre-mRNA 3'-end-processing factor FIP1. The record is from RefSeq and is a predicted model, not a curated record. The transcript is spliced from 7 exons. Gene Ontology annotation, molecular function: RNA binding. Gene Ontology annotation, cellular component: mRNA cleavage and polyadenylation specificity factor complex. NCBI's taxonomy places the organism in Eukaryota, Metazoa, Arthropoda, Insecta, Coleoptera, Curculionidae. The coding region runs from base 139 to 1422 and encodes 427 amino acids.
CUUUUGACAGUUUUGGCUUGAUCAUUUUGAUUUUAAUUUUGAUGGUGUGUGGCAAAGAGGUUAUUGAUUCCAAAAACUUGAAAAGUAUCAAUUAAUAAAAAUAAGGUAGAUUAUUAAUAAUUAGCACACCAUACUUAAAUGGCUGAUGACGUUGAAAAUGAUGACCAGUGGUUGUAUGGAGAUAAUCCAGACGGAAACCCCCCCGAAGAAGAAAAGCAAACUACUCCUGAAGAGGCUGUCUCUAACGAUGCUGUUCCUCCGAUUGAGCCAUCUCCAAUAAAUUAUCCUCAGGAACAAAGUAAUGAUGAUAGACCUCCCGGUGUAGAAGAUGAAAAUGAAGAGAAAGAAAAUGGAGAAAUAGAUAAUGAACGAGAGGAUGGGGAGCUUAGACAAAACGGAGAUGAUGAUGAGGAUUUAGACGAUGAGAGUGAUGAUGACGUGAAUGUUGUAAUAGGAGAUAUAAAAACUACUACUUCUUAUCCGCAACAAGUGAAUAUUAAAAGGGGUGUUUUGGCAACUGCCAUUGUUGAUAAGAGUAAAAGUGUCCAGCAAACAGGCAAGUUUCAAGUGGAAGAGUUUGAACAAAUUGGAACAAUUAAUGGAGUUCCAGCGUCCGAUUAUAAUUUAGAUUCUUUGGAGGACAAGCCCUGGAGAAAACCCGGUGCUGAUAUAACAGAUUACUUCAAUUAUGGCUUUAACGAAGAUACAUGGAAGGCAUAUUGUGAAAGACAAAAAAGAAUUCGCAUAAAUGAAUCGGGUGUUGGAAUUGUGCCAUUAAAUGCUAUUGGAUUACCGAGAGGUUCUGUUUCUGGUAAUGAUAAUAAUAAGUAUCCAAAUCAGGGCUUUAUGCAAGGAUCUAAUAUUAGACCCAUCCAGACAACUACUAAAGCUAAUGAACCACCAAAAAUGAAUACUAUUCAGGUAAUGACAGCUGACAGACGAGAAUAUAGUAGGAAGCCAGGUUUUCCAGAUAUGUCAGUACCACCACCAAAUAGUUUCUCUGACCCUUUUCCUCCACCCGAAUAUGGCUUUAAUCCUGAACCAGAACCGUUCUAUGGUGGUUAUGAACCAACACAAGAUUCUCAGUGGAUGGACGGGCCGGUAAAUUCCAGUUGGCAGCCAUCGGAAAUCAAGACGCUGACAGGCGGCAGUCCACCUAGACCGGGUGGACACGGUAUGGGUCCCCCACCUAGAGGGGGUCGUUCGCCGAGCCGGAGGAGUUCUUCGCGAGACCGAGAACGCGACAGGGAAAGAGAGGAGAGCCGAAGUCGUUCUGUCAAACCUAGGGACUACGAAAGAGAAAAAUCUCGUCGAAGAGAACGAUCCAGAAGUAGGUCCAGAAGACAUCGGUCAAGAUCUAGAAGUCCUGGGCAUCGUUCUCACAAGAAAAAGAAGUCCAGGAGACACGAAGAUAGCGAUUAGAUGUCUACAUAAUAUCAUUUUAUUUAUGUAAUACUUAACAAUCAAUAUAAAAUAUACUUAAGUCGCCAAUCAAACCUAAUAUUUUCAUUUCAACUUUUGAAUAUCAUUAUUUUAUCUCACUUACCAAUAUGUGUCCAGGGCUUGUCCAAUAUUUCAGAUGUUUUUUGUUAUAAUUUAAAAAGAUAUAAAAAAUUUGAAAUAUAUGCUAUCUAAUUUGAAACGUUGAAGGUGUUUUAGAGUGAACUUAAUUAUAUUUUGUAUGAUCAUUUGGUAUUUUAAUCUUUAACAAAUGUUUCAUUUCUGUAAUUCCGAAUUUUGCAUUAGAAAAUAUUGUGUUAACUACGAUGGGUUUGUAAAUUAAGUCACAAUGAAAUACAUUUUAAGAAUUU